CACUGAGCGCGUGUUUUUUUUGCGCAAAACGCUUCGUUUCGAGAAUUAAUUCUAGCUAAGCAGCCCAAAUCAGCAUGUCCAAGCGUCGAAUCGAAGUGGGGGAGACCUACGGCAGCAAGGCGAAGAAGGACUCGGAGGCGUCCUCCUCCUCGUCGGCGGCGGCAGCGGCGGCCGGCACUGUGGCCCAAAUCCUGGGCGGAUUCGUGCCGAACAAGCAGCCGCCCACGAUGAACCCGCUGACCAACAAGCCGUACUCGCAGCGCUACCAGAAUCUCUACAAGAAGCGCAUCGCGCUGCCCGUGUUCGAGUACCAGGCGGACUUCAUGCGGCUGCUCAGCCAGCACCAGUGCAUCGUGCUGGUGGGCGAGACGGGUUCGGGCAAGACUACGCAGAUUCCGCAGUGGUGCGUCGACUUCGCGGUGUCCAAGGGACGCAAGGGCGUCUCCUGCACCCAGCCACGUCGAGUGGCCGCCAUGUCCGUGGCCCAGCGCGUCUCCGAGGAGAUGGACGUGAACCUGGGCGAGGAGGUCGGCUACUCCAUCCGUUUCGAGGACUGCUCCUCGGCCAAGACGCUGCUGAAGUAUAUGACCGACGGUAUGCUGCUGCGCGAGGCCAUGUCCGAUCCCAUGCUGGAGCAGUACCAGGUCAUCCUGCUCGACGAGGCCCACGAGCGCACGCUGGCCACCGACAUACUGAUGGGCGUGCUCAAGGAGGUCAUCCGGCAGCGCAACGACCUCAAGCUGGUGGUCAUGUCGGCCACAUUGGACGCCGGCAAGUUCCAGCAGUACUUCGACAACGCUCCGCUCAUGAACGUUCCGGGUCGCACGCAUCCCGUGGAGAUCUUCUACACGCCGGAGCCCGAGAGGGACUACCUGGAGGCCGCCAUUCGCACGGUCAUCCAGAUUCACAUGUGCGAGGAAAUUGAGGGUGACAUUCUUAUGUUCCUCACGGGCCAAGAGGAAAUCGAGGAGGCCUGCAAGCGUAUCAAGCGCGAGAUCGACAAUCUUGGCUCGGAGAUCGGCGAGCUGAAGUGCAUUCCCCUUUACUCCACGCUGCCUCCGAAUUUGCAGCAGCGCAUUUUCGAGGCUGCACCGCCGCCAAAUGCCAAUGGCGCCAUUGGACGCAAGGUGGUGGUGUCCACCAACAUCGCCGAGACCUCGCUCACCAUUGACGGCGUGGUGUUCGUGAUCGAUCCGGGCUUCGCCAAGCAGAAGGUGUACAAUCCUCGCAUCCGAGUGGAGAGUCUGCUUGUGUCGCCCAUCUCGAAGGCUUCAGCCCAGCAGCGAGCCGGUCGUGCCGGUCGUACGCGUCCAGGAAAGUGUUUCCGCCUGUACACGGAGAAGGCUUUUAAGAACGAGAUGCAGGACAACACCUAUCCCGAGAUCCUGCGCUCCAACUUGGGCACUGUGGUCCUUCAGCUCAAGAAACUAGGCAUCGAUGAUCUGGUGCACUUUGACUUUAUGGAUCCCCCUGCUCCAGAGACUUUAAUGCGUGCCCUGGAGCUGCUCAACUAUCUGGCCGCCCUGGAUGACGACGGCAAUCUGACUGACCUGGGCGCCGUCAUGUCCGAGUUCCCCUUGGAUCCGCAGCUGGCGAAGAUGCUGAUCGCCAGCUGCCAGCACAACUGCUCCAACGAGAUACUUUCCAUAACGGCCAUGUUGUCGGUGCCGCAAUGCUUUGUGCGUCCCAACGAGGCCAAGAAAGCAGCCGACGAGGCCAAGAUGCGAUUCGCCCACAUUGACGGGGACCACCUGACCUUGCUGAAUGUCUAUCACGCCUUCAAGCAGAGCAGUGAGGAUCCCAACUGGUGCUACGAGAACUUCAUCAACUUCCGCUCGCUAAAGAGCGCGGACAAUGUGCGCCAGCAGCUGGCCAGGAUUAUGGACCGCUUCAACUUGCGUCGCACGAGCACCGAGUUCACCUCGAAGGACUACUAUGUGAACAUACGCAAGGCCCUCGUGCAGGGCUUCUUCAUGCAGGUGGCCCAUCUGGAGCGCACCGGACACUAUCUAACCAUCAAGGACAACCAGAACGUGCAGCUGCAUCCGUCAACAUGUCUGGACCACAAGCCCGACUGGGUAAUCUACAAUGAGUUUGUGCUGACCACAAAGAACUACAUCCGCACAGUGACGGAUGUGAAGCCUGAAUGGUUGUUCACAUUGGCGCCUCAAUAUUACGACCUGAACAACUUCCCGCAGUGCGAGGCGAAACGACAGCUGGAGUUGCUGCAGCAGCGAAUGGAGACCAAGCAGUACCAGAAGGGUUUCUAAAUCCCCCAUUUCUGGCUAGGUGUAAUAUUGGGAGGGGAUCAUGGAUAUGGAUGUGGGAAUUUUAAAAGGUUCAGAGAUAAACCGUUUCGCUUUUUAUUGUUUGCUAAAUUAAAACCUAAGCACAUAGACACCUUUAACAGAUCAUUAAUAUCCAAGAACUCCGUUUAGUGAAUAGUGUUAAUAAAAGAAGCCACUUUUUGUAUAUCUAA
This is a messenger RNA of Drosophila takahashii, 2479 nucleotides long. RefSeq names its product DEAH-box helicase 15 (gene Dhx15). Gene Ontology annotation, molecular function: RNA helicase activity; RNA binding; ATP binding. NCBI's taxonomy places the organism in Eukaryota, Metazoa, Arthropoda, Insecta, Diptera, Drosophilidae. Gene Ontology annotation, cellular component: intracellular anatomical structure; spliceosomal complex. The record is from RefSeq and is a predicted model, not a curated record.